This is a messenger RNA of Drosophila gunungcola (fruit fly), 1640 nucleotides long. RefSeq lists its product as uncharacterized. The transcript is spliced from 2 exons. NCBI's taxonomy places the organism in Eukaryota, Metazoa, Arthropoda, Insecta, Diptera, Drosophilidae. The record is from RefSeq and is a predicted model, not a curated record. The coding region runs from base 144 to 1607 and encodes 487 amino acids.
CUGUCUUACAGACCUAUUUAUCCUUACGAAAACUGUCGUUAAAAUAAAAACUGUCAAUUUUCUCGUGAACUUUGAAUCGGCUUAGUUGGUGAGCACGUUUCUUUAGAUUUUUUUUGUGAGUAGUAAACUUGCCCUGAAUCGCGAUGCAUGCUCACCACUCGGAGAAGGAGCGCGUUGUCUACGGCGUGUGGGACAAUCCGGGUGUCUCGAUCUUUGCCACCGCGGCCCAGGAGCCCGUUCCCAACAUGCUUUCCCACCUUAAGCCCCUGCCCAAAGGCGACGACUGUGACCUGGACAAGGAUGCCUGCCGCCUGAUGUCGCAGUCCUCGGUGGCGGAGAACUCGCUGUUCCGGCUGGUCAAGUUCCAGGUGGAGGAAGUGGCCGCCGAGCGCAACAACAAUAAGCAUCCUCGCCAGAGUCAGGAACGAACCGAUAGCGACAUUACCCUCGGACUGGCGAGCGAACUGGCCCGCCAGCAGGUAGAGGCCAGCAGAUGCCUUCAACUGCACCGCAAUGUGCCCAGUUUGAGGGAUCUCGAGAUGGAGGUGGCCCGGGCUCACACCGCCCUGUCGGUGAAGACCAAAAUCAUGACCAAUGUCAAGCAAACGCUGGAGGAUCGGCAGCGGGAACGGGUCGAGGCUCUGGCGCAGCAGCGUGCUGUCGAACAGGAGCAGCUGGAGGAGAAGAGGAGAAGGGUGCAGAAGGCGGCUGCCUUUCGCCGGGACCUAAUGACCCAGAUCUCAGAGGCACGGACCCAGCGCCUGAAGAAUCAGCAGCAGGCCAUCGAGGCGGGGCGCCUGGAGCUGCGCGAAUGCAGGACCAAGAUUGAGCAGGAUAACCUCAAGGAGGCAAUCAACAAGAGGGAGCAGCGCAAGGUGCUCCUCGAGUCCCUGGACCAAUCGGCAGCCAUGCUGAGGCAGACUCGCGAGGCCUACUCCCAGGCCCAGAGGAAUAAGCCCGAAAGAGGAAUCCUAGACGCCCUGGGACCCGUAACGGCGGCCUAUGUGUCCAAAACGAGGAAGCGACACCUGGCCGCAAUCGAGGCGAGGGACAUAAACGCCGCUCGACUGGGCUUCCAGCUCAGCCAGAUCAGGCACGAUCUGGAGUCCCGCGACCAGCUGAUCACCAAUCUUCUGAUCCGCGAAUUCAAGGCCAAGGAGAACGCCAUGGUUCUGGAGCAGGCCAGGACCAAAAUGGCCAGGAAGGUUGAGAUCCGCGAACAGCUGCUAAGCCAGCGCGAGGAGCAGAAGUUCUUCCGGGACAAGGCCGUGCAGGAUGCCCUCUUCAAGCCGAAGGAUCCCAUGUGCUUCGGGGAGCGACAGUACCGAAUGCAGGUGGCCCAGCGUGAGAACACCCGGAAUCUGGACGUUCAGUGCUACAAGGACAUGGCCGAUAUGGUAGUGGAGGGCAAGCGGCGCAGGAUUGCCGCCGCACAGGAAGUGCGCGACAUCGUCCAGGCGGUGGACGAUGUACAGACUCGCCAGGACGAGUUCGUGGCCUCGGAGCGGAUGAAGCUGCUCUCCAAGCAGCCGGCCGAAGUCCUCUCCGCACUCAAGAAAUCCAUCCUCACCGAGGAGGAGAUCAAGACCUUUAAUCUAAAGAAGUGAUCAGUUUACCAAAUACAAAUUCCUUUACAUUGG